Octopus sinensis (East Asian common octopus) is the source of this 859-nucleotide messenger RNA. RefSeq lists its product as uncharacterized. The record is from RefSeq and is a predicted model, not a curated record. The coding region runs from base 226 to 696 and encodes 156 amino acids. The transcript is spliced from 3 exons. Lineage: Eukaryota; Metazoa; Mollusca; Cephalopoda; Octopoda; Octopodidae.
UAGAUUGAAAAAAUUCUUUCAUUUUUUUUAACCAAGUUUUAAAAAAUUACGGAAGAAUAUUAAAAAACAAAUAAUACAUUUUAAUGUUUUGCAACUUUCAAUCAUAGUAAUUUUUUUCUAAGAAAAUAUUUCCCAUUCGCUGAAAUACAAACUCCGAGUGAAAACGACAGCAACGAUAAGAUCAACACCAAUAACGAGAAAAAGAAAGACGUUACGAAAUCAAAAAUGAAAAACCGUUCCUUGAUGUUUCUUUUACAAUGCGUUACUAUUCUUCACUUUGUUACGGCUCAGGAUCCAGUAACAGAAUCAAAGGAUCUAGCCAUCAAUAUGGGCGCAUUAGAUUCGAUGAAUUGUGAUAAUUCUAGCUACGCAAUAAUCCCACCAAAAGCAACUGUUUCACUACUGCAAGACGAAGUGAAACCGAUGCUGCUUAACAAUGAUGUUGAAGAGACGAUAUUUGAGAACGUCAAAGAAGAAAUGACGAUAGUAAAGGGCGAUAUCAAAAAUACGGUUGAUAGAAAGCACGGAGAAAACAUGACGACGGCUGAAAAAGAAGACAAAGAGACGAUGUUUGCAAAAUUCGUCCAGUAUAUAAAGUCCUGUGCUACUCCGGGCAACGCUUCCUUAAUUUUCCCUUCUAUAUACGUAUUGUUUGUUGUUGUCGUCACUGGGCUACAGAUGUCAUCCUAUUUUUAAUUCUUGCUUAAGUCGAAGAAAAAACAAAAACUGGUUCAGGAAAUACAGAGUUUAAAAGGAAGAAUAAACUGGAAACAAGUUUUAUAGAAACAAAUAAUUGAAAGUGGGAAGUUUAAAGAACUUCUGUUCAUUUUUAGAUUCUAAAUAAACCUUUCGCUAUUCA